UUUCUUCCCAAAGAAAUAUUCCAUCAUCAUCUCUUUCCUUUUUUCUCUUAAAAAAAAACAAAAACUUUACUCCAUUCAACAGUACCUUCUAUCAGUUUGGACACUGCCUUCCGGCUAUGUGAAUGAACAGCGAAUUACAAAACGCUCCGUUGCGUGUUUUCCUGCUUCUUUCUAUUUAAUUAAGCCACUGACUUCAUAAAUUUGUUAUCCAGAGGUUUACUGGUAUAACUUUGUUAUCCUUCCUGCUGUGUUGAUUAUUAAUGACAGUUGGCUUUCGUCUUCCAGACUGCCGCCAUAUUUCAAAACUUCAAAUCCUCGCCCCAGCUUUUCCAAUUUUCAACUUCACUCCUUGUAUUCCCCAUUAUUCACACCAAAAGCCUGCGAAGUGCAAACCCUUCGUCAUUUUCAUGGCUCAUAUUACGCGUUACACUAGAACAGUCACUCUCUCUUACACUACCUCACUCGCUAAUCACCUUAAGAACCAAAGACUGGACCAAGCUCGCCUCAUUUUUGAUAAAAUCCCAUCUCCAAAUCUUCAUCUGUACACCAAGAUGAUUGCUGGGUAUACGAGAAAUGACAGGCUAUGUGAUGCUUUGAAACUGUUUGAUAGGAUGUCUGUCAGAGAUGUGGUUUCUUGGAAUUCGAUGAUAAAAGGGUGUUUAGAUUGUGGGAAUUUAGGUAUGGCCACAAGGUUAUUUGAUGAAAUGCCUGAGAAGAAUGUUAUCUCUUGGACGACGAUGGUAAAUGGCUACUUGAAGUUUGGGAGAGUCGAGCUUGCCCAGAGGUUGUUUCUGGAUAUGCAAGUAAAGGAUGUUGCGGCGUGGAAUGCUAUGGUUCAUGGGUAUUUUGAGAAUGGGAGAGUUGAAGAGGGUGUCAGGUUGUUUGAAGAAAUGCCUGUUAGAGAUGUCAUUUCAUGGACUUCGAUGAUUGGAGGGCUUGACCUAAAUGGGAAGAGUGAAGAAGCCUUGUUUAUUUUUAAGAAGAUGUUGCGUUCUGGUGUUCAGCCAACUUGGAGCACGUUUGCUUGUGUGUUGUCAGCUUGUGCCAAUGCAGUGGAGUUUAAUUUGGGUGUUCAAGUUCAUGGUCAUGUUGUUAAGUUAGGAUGUUUUAUUCAUGAGUUUAUAUCAGUAUCACUUAUAACGUUUUAUGCAAAUUUCAUGAAAAUAGAGCAUGCUCACAAGAUUUUUAAUGAGACACUGACUAAAAAUGUUGUAAAAUGGACGGCUCUUUUGACGGGAUAUGUAUGGAAUAAUAAGCAUCAGGAUGCAUUGAGGGUUUUUGGUGACAUGACUAAGAUGGGUGUUCUUCCAAAUCAAUCUACUUUCUCUAUUACUUUGAAUGCAUGUUGUGGAUUAGAGGCUCUUGAUAAGGGUAAAGAGAUCCACACUAUGGCUAUUAAACUAGGGUUGGAAACUGAUGUCUUCGUUGGUAAUUCUCUUGUAGUCAUGUACACAGAGUGUGGAAAUGUAAAUUCUGCUGUUGCUGUCUUUAGGAACAUUAAUGAGAAGGAUAUUGUCUCGUGGAACUCAAUUAUUGUUGGAAGCGCACAGCAUGGUUUUGGCAUGUGGGCGUUGAUUUUCUUUAACCAAAUGAUACGUAGAGGGGUAGAUCCAAAUGAGAUCACAUUCACCGGUUUGCUUUCUGCUUGUAGCCGUUCUGGGAUGUUACUGAAGGGGAGGUGCUUUUUUGAGUAUAUCAGUCGAUAUAAAUCCAGUGUAUUGAGGCUUCAGCACUAUGCUUGUAUGGUGGACAUCUUGGGAAGAUGUGGGAAGUUGGAUGAAGCAGAGGAGUUGGUUAGAUAUAUGCCCGUGAAAGCGAAUUCAAUGAUAUGGCUUGCUUUGCUAAGUGCUUGUAGGGUGCAUUCUAAUUUGGAGGUUGCUGAAAGAGCUGCAAAACACAUUCUUGAUCUAGAGCCAAAUUGUACUUCUGCCUAUGUCUUGUUGUCUAAUAUAUAUGCAUCUGCUGAUAGAUGGGCUGAUGUCUCUAGAAUGAGAGUGAAGAUGAAACAGGGAGGACUUGUGAAACAACCAGGAUCCAGUUGGGUAGUUUUGAGGGGAAAGAAACAUGAGUUUCUUUCUGCAGAUAGAUCCCAUCCUCUAAGUGAGAGAAUAUAUGAAAAGCUGGACUGGUUGGGAAAAAAGUUGAAGGAAUUUGGUUAUGUUCCUGAUCAAAAAUUUGCUCUACAUGAUGUUGAGGAUGAGCAGAAGGAAGAGAUGUUGUCUUUUCACAGUGAGAGGCUUGCUAUUGCGUUUGGGCUAGUUAGCACUGUGGAGGGUAGCACAAUAAUAGUCAUGAAGAAUCUUCGUGUAUGUGGGGAUUGUCACUCUGUUAUUAAGCUUAUGUCAAAGAUUGUAGGACGCAAGAUUGUUGUCAGAGAUUCUGGCCGCUUUCACCACUUCAAGAAUGGCAUUUGUUCUUGCAGUGAUUAUUGGUAGCACUAUUGCGGUUUUUUCCUUGUUAAAACUGCUGGAUCAAUGUGCUGAUUUGGGAUGCCUAUAGGCACAUUAAAGCGUCUUUAUGAUGACCAAAACAAAUAUUUUGAAGAAGAAGAGAAUAGAAUUACGCAGAUAAAUUUUGAGUUUAAAUAGAACUAUGGUUGUGGCUUAAAUGAUGAUUCUGAAGUAGGACGAGGGAUUUGUGAUUUUGCAGAUAAACUUCUCAUGUCUGAUAAUUUGAAUGAAUGAAAGAACAUAGACUAAUGAAAGGAAGGAAGAGAAACAAUAAAAAACAAUACAUGAUGAAAAUAAAGGUAAGUCAAAGCUAAGGAGUUCGUAGGCUGGGGAUCAAAACCUUUGUCUGAGUUCCUGACAUCCAUUGGAAAGGAACAACCAAAGAAUUGUCUUAACUUGAUGUUAGUAUCAUUUCUGGGUAUUGCAGUGAUAACAACCUUUUUGACCCAGUGAAGAAAAGGAAAAGCUACAACCAUGUCUGGAAGGAGAUGUGUGAAUAAAUUGUUUUGUGGAUAACAUGGGACGGUAAGAGGAUGUUUUUGGAAGCUUUGAUAAAGCUCAUAAUGUGAGGGUGGGACUUGUUGUUAGGUAAAAGGCAGUGAAACUGAAGCCUUGCUGGAAACAGAGCAGGUUGUUCCAGAUAGGCACAAAGCUGUAUUGCAUCUGUCAUGGCUAACAAGCUUGUCUACCCGAGGAGUAGUUUGCUGGAGGAGCUGUCAAAGCAUUCAGAGACUUUGAUUUUAACAUAAUGGGUAGUUUCAUGAAGGUUAACGCUCAUCCAUAUGAUUGUUUGCUGAAGAACUCUCAUCAGCUCUCGCAAGUGACAGGGUGUUGCAAGAUGGAGGAAAGGAAGAUGGAGAAGAAAGGAGGCAAUUGGGGUUUGAAGCUUAAGUUGGAAUAUGCAAUUGUGCUGUGUUUUAGAAAUGUGGCUGCUGCAACAACUGCAUUGUAUUUCCUUGGAAAUGCAAGGGCAAAGCUCAAAUAAAAGUCGAGGAGAUGGUUACUGGGCAAUAGGAAUGGGUGUGGUCUGUUUUUUCUCUGUUGUUUUAGCUGUCAGGAAAAUCUACAAGAAAUUAAUCAAAUGGUAGUGUUUAGGUUGUGGUUGCAAUCUCAGUUGCUUGAGGAAUUGUGGAGGAGAGAAAUUAAAAUCAAUACAAUUCACUUCGUACAGAGAUAA
Messenger RNA from Populus nigra (black poplar), 3627 nucleotides. RefSeq names its product pentatricopeptide repeat-containing protein At5g46460, mitochondrial. NCBI's taxonomy places the organism in Eukaryota, Viridiplantae, Streptophyta, Magnoliopsida, Malpighiales, Salicaceae. Gene Ontology annotation, biological process: RNA modification. The transcript has 2 exons. The coding region runs from base 261 to 2435 and encodes 724 amino acids. The record is from RefSeq and is a predicted model, not a curated record. Gene Ontology annotation, molecular function: RNA binding; protein binding; zinc ion binding.